CCUCCUCCUCCCGUCGUGUGUCGUGCUUUUACUCCCUCCUUUUCCUCCAAACGCACGAACGCGAGUAACACCGGCAGCUUUAACUAUUAUCACACUGUCACCGGAGAAGGAACGUCACAUGAAGCCAUAACAAUAACGGGACGAAACGGCAGGAUCCGAGAUCUACCAGAGGAAGCUGACUCGACUGAAAUCUAAAAACACUGCCACAAAGUGCACUUUGACGCCUUAAAAACACACUGAAGAAGUACAGGGAGCCAGAUAGAUGGCUGACAAACAGAUCAGUUUGCCUGCCAAGCUAAUAAACGGCGGAGUGGCGGGACUGAUCGGUGUUACCUGCGUGUUUCCCAUCGAUCUGGCCAAAACCCGCCUUCAGAACCAGCAGAAUGGAUCGCGCCUCUAUACCAGCAUGUCAGACUGCCUUAUUAAGACCAUCCGGUCAGAAGGAUACUUCGGCAUGUACAGAGGUGCGGCAGUGAACUUGACUCUCGUCACUCCUGAAAAAGCCAUCAAGCUGGCGGCAAAUGAUUUCUUCAGAUUUCACCUCUCUAAGGACGGGCAGAAACUCACUCUACUGCGAGAGAUGCUGGCCGGCUGCGGGGCGGGAACGUGUCAGGUCAUCGUUACCACACCAAUGGAGAUGCUGAAGAUUCAGCUUCAAGACGCCGGAAGAAUCGCGGCCCAGAGGAAGCUCAUGCCUCAGACCGUGACCCCCGGGGGCCCUGUGGAGGUUUCCCCCACAGCUAUGCAACUCACCAGACAGUUACUGAAGGAAAAGGGCAUCGCGGGUCUGUACAAGGGCCUGGGAGCCACGCUGCUCAGGGAUGUCCCGUUUUCUAUUAUUUAUUUCCCUCUGUUUGCUAAUCUGAACAAUCUGGGGAAGAGAGGAGCCGACGGCCCCGCUCCCUUCUACGUGUCCUUCGUUUCGGGCUGCGUUGCGGGCAGCACAGCCGCCGUCGCCGUCAACCCUGUAGAUGUGAUAAAGACCAGGCUACAGUCACUGACACGAGGGAGUGAAGAAGACACUUACAGCGGGGUGACCGACUGCAUCAGGAAAAUUUUACGCAACGAAGGUCCCGGUGCGUUCCUGAAGGGGGCGUACUGCCGAGCUCUCGUCAUCGCGCCGCUCUUCGGCAUCGCUCAGGUGGUUUACUUCCUCGGCGUGGGCGAAUUCAUCUUGAGCUACCUGCCCAAACGAAACGACUAACCCGCCCCGUCCCGUCACGCACUGCACCCCUCGCGAAGGAUCAAAGAGUAACGUGGACCAGUCUGACUGAUUUUAAUCGUUUGUUGUCGUGCCGUUUUCGUUCAAAGCGCCGUGUAUUUUUAUCCGAAUGUGGUGGUUUUAAUACUGAGCGUAAAAGUGAGAUUGUGUUUGCCAAGCUGCCUGUUUUUUUGUUUUUUUUGGUCUCGUCCGGUCUCACACUGAGACGAAACGAUGUUCUUUAACGAGCGUUUAAUCGUUGAGCCGUCGUCCGAUCACUGAUAUUUAAAAGCGUGAAAUCAUCGCUUGAGCUCUUGUUAAUCACGUACUGAAAUAUCAACCCAACACGAAGCUCUUUCUAGUUGUUAAUUUCCUGGAACAAGAAGACAUGUCGCGUUGAUUAGUUUGCCCUUUAUAUUAGCCGUUUCCGUCUUUCUUACCAUCAACUUAGCAAUGACCCCGAGGAAAAGCGGAUAGGCUAAAGCCCCAAGUGUGACGUGAGAGCAGCAUAUCUUUGUGCCCCAUCAAAGCUUAUAUUUCAAAAUGACACGUCGGCUCCGGAGGUUAAUUCAAUUUAAUUUCUCAGAAAAGCUGAGAGGGACAUAUCUGUGAACGGAGAAUGUGAAUUAGACUUGAAGGCGUCUCUCAAAUCGCCUGCAUUGAAAUGUAAAUGCGUCCGGACGGGGGGACGAAGCGGCCAUUAAAACUUCUGGAAAGUUCUCAAACUUUUAGUGGAUAGUCAUUAUAGAUCAUGAGAUUCGUUAUGCAUGGCCACAGCACAAAGAAAAUUAAUGUCAAUGAUUUUUAUUUUUGCCGUUUAUGGCUUGAACGGCAGAAUUCGCAUUAAAUAUGGUCUUAAACCUCAUUUAAACCACAUUUGUAGGUGGUUCGAAGCUUAUUUAAUUUCGGGUAUGGCAAGUCGUUUUUUUCCAAAGUACAAAGUGCGGAAAUGUUGAUAGCACAAGCAGUUUUUAUCAGUGCUCUUAUUGCUUACUAAAAUUUAAAAAAUGUAACUAUUAAAAGCAUUUUUGUUAUAAAGCUGAAAUAAAAAUAUCGGAGAAAUUUUACUAAAUAAAAAUUAGAAAUGUUUGGAAUUCUUAAAAAAGUGACUGUAGCGUAUAGUAAAAUUAAUUAACUAAAAUCUAAGUGGAAAAAUCUAGCAAUUUUAAAAAUAAAAGUUAAUUAAGAACAUUGAUAGAAUCUCUAAUAGUGUAUAAAUUAAUGCGACUUAUUGUAUCCAAAAUGAACGUUUUUUUGUUUACAUAAUGUUUAGUAGCUUUUAUUUUGUAUGCGUUUACGUGUCGGACAGCGCUAAUGUAAGUAAAAUGAAAAUAAGAAAUGUUGCUUUGGGAACUAACUGAAAUACGUAGUAUAAUGACUAACUGGAAUAAAAAUAAACGAAAGCUUUCGGAUUAUUAAAAAAACAAGAAAACAACCCUAACGUUCAAAUAAAUCGGAAAUGAAUCCGUUUAAACUUAAAGCUAAUUUAUGAUAUCAAUAAACACUAUAUUAGUAUAAAAAUAAGACUAAAAUAACACCGGUUCUCGCUGGGCAGACGUCGUGUGACCUAAUUAAUAUUCAUGAGCAAAGCUAAUGCGUUUUAUAUUGUGUCCCACCUACUGCAAACCCACUUUAGCUACAUAUUUACUGAAAAAAAAAAAAACCUAUAAUAUUAUGAAAACCUUCGCAACCCAUAAUGCAGUAUCUAGGUUCAUAUCUGCAGGCUGAGAUCUAAAAAAGAAUACUAAUAUACUAAAUCAACAACAACAACGCCAAAGUAAUGCGCAUAUCGAUUGUAACCUCGCGAACCUCGAUGGGCGGGGCUAAUAAUCAUGACUAUUAAUGCACGCACGUUGUUUUGCGUCAGCGGGAGAUUUUAUUAGUCAUUCCAAGAAGCCGAAAAGCACAGACUUUGGAUGGAAGUCCUAUUUAUUGAUAAUCCCGAAGAUGUAGACGUAAACACACUCAUAGUAUAUAUAUCUCACUAUAUAUUUGUAUGGAUAGUUUUAUCGUUGUCUGAUUGUUCGUGCGAUCAUUGUUGUGUACUGUACAUAUGCAGAUGAUGUUAUGAAGCGACUGCGUUUUUGGUUUUGUAUGCGACGGCUUAUUUGCACACCUCCUCGUUCCUUCUCUUUAUGUUUUUGGCGUCUGAAGGAGUGAAUACGGAGCCGUAAUGAAUCAGUGUUGGACUCGUGAGCUUGUUGUUCACGCUAGGGUGCACUACCAAACCAAGCGAACAAACCCCAGCGCUUUCGGUUCUCUUUUUACUCGACGCCGUUUGCUUUUAUUUCUCGCGGACGCGUUCGGAUCGAUCCGAGGCCUCGUCGGGGGCCGCCUACGUGUGCAAUCAAGAGCGGAAAUAUGGCUCAGUUUCAUGCUGCCAAAUGAUUCCUGACCAAACACUUCUGACUCCUUUUCCCCGUACACUGGUGAACGUACUCUGCCGUUCAAAAGAUUGGGGUGACUGAGAUUUUCUUGGAUGCUUUUAUUCAGCAAGGAUGCGUUAAAUUGAUCGAAAGUCGCAGUAUAGACAUUUAUAAUGUUACAAAAGGUUUCUGUUUCCAAUAAAUGCUGCUCUUGUGGAAUUACAAAGAAUACUGAAUCAAAGAAGAGAAGAAUCUUUAAAAAAAAUCUAUUGUGUAUUAAAAAAAAAUUGUAAUUAGCUUAUUUUUUUAUUUAUAUAUAUAUAUAUAUAUAUAUAUAUAUAUAUAUA
Puntigrus tetrazona (Sumatra barb) is the source of this 3914-nucleotide messenger RNA. It is a transcript of the gene slc25a22a, whose product is annotated as solute carrier family 25 member 22a. Gene Ontology annotation, molecular function: L-aspartate transmembrane transporter activity; L-glutamate transmembrane transporter activity. The record is from RefSeq and is a predicted model, not a curated record. Lineage: Eukaryota; Metazoa; Chordata; Actinopteri; Cypriniformes; Cyprinidae. Gene Ontology annotation, biological process: L-glutamate transmembrane transport; malate-aspartate shuttle; aspartate transmembrane transport. The coding region runs from base 263 to 1204 and encodes 313 amino acids. The transcript has 11 exons.